This is a messenger RNA of Clavispora lusitaniae ATCC 42720, 303 nucleotides long. The record is from RefSeq and is a predicted model, not a curated record. Lineage: Eukaryota; Fungi; Ascomycota; Pichiomycetes; Serinales; Metschnikowiaceae.
AUGUCGCCGAGACGGCCGCGGCGCUUGACAUCCGCAAGUUCACGCUCCAUCUGCGCCACAAAGGGCUCCACGGGCUCCAACAAGUCGCACCGGUCGCUGACUUUCCACAACAAGUCGCGUGUGAUCCGCCCGAUCCCGGCACCCAUAUCUAUGGUGAGACGGGCUCCGUCGGGACACGCCAUCCGAGACUCGAGCUUGCGCAAGAACGUGGCCGAGCCGAUGAUGUCGGCCUUGGGCACAGGUGUUUGUUCGCCAAAGCCACCGAGCACUCCGUUGACGGACGCAGGCACCGACAGCCAGUAG